GACGCCGGGACGACAAGCGCAGAGAUAAACCCACUCUGAAACCACCAGGGUCGGGGACAAAAUUAGUGAAGCCCUCCGUUCCGCUUUCACCUACAGCUGUUUAUAUUUUAUCACUUCAUCAAAGAGAGGGAGGCCAGCCCAGGAUGAACGGCGAGUCAGGUGCCGGGGUGGUGACGGCCCCCCCUCCCACCACAGCCCCCCACAAGGAGAGAUACUUCGACCGGGUGGAUGAGAGCAGUCCGGAGUACCAGAGGGAGAGAAACAUGGCACCCGACCUGCGGCAGGACUUCAACAUGAUGGAGCAGAGGAAGAGGGUCUCCAUGAUACUACAGAGCCCGGCAUUCUGCGAUGAGCUGGAGACAAUGAUCCAGGAUCAGCUGAAGAAGGGGAAGACGCCCACUAGCCUGUUGGCUCUGCAGCAGAUCGCAGACUUCAUGACCACCAGCAUGCCUUCCAUGUAUCCCGCUGCACCACAAGGAGGCAUGGCGGCGCUCAACAUGAGUUUGGGUAUGGUGACUCCAGUGAAUGAUCUGCGUGGCUCAGACUCUAUUUCCUACGAGAAAGGCGAGAAGCUGCUUCGUUGCAAGCUGGCUGCCUUUUAUCGGCUCGCUGAUUUGUUCGGCUGGUCGGAGCUCAUCUACAACCACCUCACAGUCAGGGUGAACUCAGACCAGGAGCGCUUCCUCAUCGUCCCUUUUGGGCUCCUGUACAGUGAAGUCACUGCCUCCAGUCUGGUGAAGAUAAACCUUCAGAGUGAGAUAGUGGACCGGGGCAGCACCAAUCUCGGGGUCAACCAGGCUGGCUUCACCCUCCACUCUGCCAUCUACGCCUCACGGCCCGAUGUCAAGUGUAUUGUUCAUGUACACACACCCGCGGGUGCUGCGGUGUCAGCCAUGAAAUGCGGCCUGUUGCCCAUCUCACCUGAAGCGCUGUCCCUGGGUGAGGUGGCCUAUCAUGACUACCACGGCAUACUGGUGGAUGAGGAAGAAACUACUCUCAUACAGAGGAACCUUGGGCCUAACAGCAAGGUGUUGAUCCUGAGGAACCAUGGCUUGGUGUCUGUAGGCGAAACAGUGGAGGAAGCUUUCUAUUACAUCCACAAUCUGGUCACUGCCUGUGAGAUCCAGGUGCGAACACUGGCCAGCGCUGGAGGGCCCGAUAACCUAGUGAUGCUGGAUCCGGGGAAAUACAAGGCACGCCCACGGGUCCCGGAGCCAGCUGGUGACGGGUCCUCUUCACACCCCAAGUGGCAAGUCGGGGAGCAGGAGUUUGAGGCUCUCAUGAGAAUGCUCGACAACUUGGGCUACAGGACGGGCUACCCUUACCGCUGCCCGGCAUUGCGAGACAAAGCUAAAAAGUACAGUGAUGUGGAGAUCGCUUCCUCUGCCCACGGUGGUUACUCAUACGGCGAGGACAGUGACUCAGGCGCUCGCUCCCCGCUGAAACACAGCUUCCAGCGCGGCCAGCGCGACAAGAACCGCUGGCUUAAUGCCGGCGGCCGGCCCGACGAGCCCUACGAGGACGGGCCCGACGGCAGCAGCCCCAAGUCGAAGCCUAAGUGGACAAAGGAAGACGGGCUCCGCCAGGCUGCCGCAGUCAAUCAGUUCAUCCCAAUGAACACAAACCCAAAAGAAGUCCUGGAAAUGAGGAAUAAGAUCCGUGAGCAGAACCUGCAGGACAUAAAGACAGCGGGGCCCCAGUCUCAGGUUUUGUGUGCUGGCACCGUGGUGGAACGCUCCUUUAACCAGGGGGAGCUAGUGACCGCGUCCAAAGCCAUCAUCGAAAAGGAGUACCAGCCCAAGGUUAUUGUCAGCAAGCAGGGUCCAAACCCCUUCACCAAGCUCACCGACCAGGAGCUGGAGGAAUACCGCAAGGAGGUGGAGCAGAAACAGAAAGGGUCUGAAGUGCAGGGACGAGACGGUAAUAGGGAGGGAUCAGCCUCCAGCGUACCCUAUCCAGAGCCUGAAACGCUACCAAGGGGUCAAGACAGCGUCUCCACACCUCUGCAGUCUGCAGCUGAUUCACCCAGCUUACACAAAGCUCCGCCUACAACUGCCACACCUGCUUCACCAGCCUCUUAUCAGUGCCCUCCGUCCCUCGGCCUCUCCGGCGGGGCUGAGCCAGCGCUGGGCGGCGCAGACUCUGCGGGGGCGGUUCUAGAUGAAGUUUUUCCGACUGAGGAUGAGCUUCUUUCGGCUCCAGAUUCACCACAUAAGGAGUUCCACUGCGCCGUGCUGCGAGCCCUCAGCAAGGAGACAUCAAUGGUAGAGGCGCCUCUGGCAGAUCAGGCUGCAGACCCAGAGGAGCUAGUAGAGCCCGAGGAGGAGCCCAAAGGCCAGAAACCCACCACCACGCCACCCAGCACCCCAGUCAGAGCAGAGGAAGAGUCCUUGCCCGAACAAACCUAUAAGGACGAGAGCGACCCAGCCACCCUGAGACAGACCCUUCCAGAUUUAACACCCGAUGACCCCUCCGAUGCCCCAGCGCUUCCUGCCGAAGACUCCGCCUCUGCCCCUGCCACCACUGACGCAGAUGCAGCCGAGGUGGAAGAACACGCUGACGCUGGCGACCAGGAGGGUGAAGAGUCUCCCAGCAAAUCACCCUCCAAAAAGAAAAAGAAGUUCCGCACUCCUUCCUUCCUAAAGAAAAACAAAAAAAAGACAGAGUCUUAGAUUGGAGAAUACUGGAUCGGUCCUCAAGGCUGGCCUCUGCCUCUUUUCAUUUCCGCUUUUUGUCUGCUUUCAUCGCACCCUUCGAGCAAGCCACAGUUACACACAGUUACGCUUUUUGUUGUUUUGAUAUCAUUUGU
This is a messenger RNA of Chelmon rostratus (copperband butterflyfish), 2809 nucleotides long. RefSeq names its product adducin 1 (alpha) (gene add1). Gene Ontology annotation, biological process: positive regulation of adherens junction organization; positive regulation of establishment of endothelial barrier; barbed-end actin filament capping. The coding region runs from base 144 to 2672 and encodes 842 amino acids. The transcript is spliced from 16 exons. Gene Ontology annotation, cellular component: cytoskeleton; adherens junction; plasma membrane. The record is from RefSeq and is a predicted model, not a curated record. Gene Ontology annotation, molecular function: actin filament binding. NCBI's taxonomy places the organism in Eukaryota, Metazoa, Chordata, Actinopteri, Chaetodontiformes, Chaetodontidae.